UUUUCUUGCAGACUUGCUGGAUUUGUGUAUGAAUAUUUGGUGCAUAAUGGUGCCACAAAAACUGCCGAAUCCUUCAAGGGCGAAAUGCUUGCGCAGAACAAUGCGUCCAAGCAAAUUAACAUUGGCGAUGCUCCGGGAUUCUUGCAAAAUUGUUUGUUUUGGGAUCUUUACUCAGCAGCUCCCGAGAGACGGGACACUUGUGAAGCAUCGCAGGAAGCCAAAGCUUUCCAUGAAUACGGGUUUAUGAACACAGCACAUGGCGUACCGCCGCCGGGACCAGCCGGCGCUCCUCUGAUGAACGGAAUGCACGGAUCUCAUCUGUUCCCGUCAGCAGCAGCCAGUCCACUAGGCAUGGGCCCAGGACCAGAUGGACUGAUGCCGGCCGGAUACUAUCCGCCACGAACCGGGCAGCCAGGGCCCUCAGGCUCCACCAGUCAGUCGUCGCCCAUUUCAGGAGUGCCGCCUUCGGCAAGUUUCGCUCCGGUUCCGCCGCGCUACGGAAUGCCGUCGAGGAAUGGUCCGCCGGGCCCGGCCGGCAUGCCUCCUGGUGCCGGAUUUCCAGGGGCCGGUCCUCACAUGUUUGGCGAACAGAUGCGGCCCAUGCAGCCACAGCGACUACCUCCGAGUGCUGGCCCAAUGCGCAUGCCUACGGUACGUCGCAGCACUUGA
Gongylonema pulchrum is the source of this 669-nucleotide messenger RNA. The record is from the annotation of a GenBank genome assembly. NCBI's taxonomy places the organism in Eukaryota, Metazoa, Nematoda, Chromadorea, Rhabditida, Gongylonematidae.